This is a messenger RNA of Eublepharis macularius, 2635 nucleotides long. RefSeq names its product sodium/nucleoside cotransporter 1-like. NCBI's taxonomy places the organism in Eukaryota, Metazoa, Chordata, Lepidosauria, Squamata, Eublepharidae. The coding region runs from base 539 to 2527 and encodes 662 amino acids. The record is from RefSeq and is a predicted model, not a curated record. Gene Ontology annotation, molecular function: nucleoside:sodium symporter activity. Gene Ontology annotation, cellular component: membrane. Gene Ontology annotation, biological process: nucleoside transmembrane transport. The transcript is spliced from 19 exons.
UUGCCCACAGAGCCAACGAGCAACAGGUCAACACCCCCCCCUCCCCGAAUGAAGAUAAAAAGAACAAAUGGAAAGCAAUUCCACCUGAGUGAAGAGCCCAGAAGGCAACCACAAAGUUCUGCCAGAGUUACGUGCAGCCUUGGAAGUUCCAUCCCCACCCUUUCCAGGAAUAAAGAAGUUAAGUCUGCGUACUCUGACCAACUCAACAUUUCCCCACUUCUUCUUCACUGGUGUUUCUGGGCCCCACCGGGACGCGUCUCUCUGUGUCUCCUGGAAAAUGAGGAUGGAGCAGAGGAUACUAUGAACUGCAAACGUCAACAAGUGAUUCUCAGGUGUGCAUAAAGGGAGGAGAAGGAUUUUGCUGGAAUGGAAGUUCUGCCUUCAGUUCUUUGGACUAGGCUGUUAAUUGAUAACUGAUCCAUAGCCUAGCUGGGAGCGAGGAGAUGCAAGAAGGAAAUCUCUGUGACACCAGGGAAGCAGCUUGAUUUUUUAUGCUUUCAUCAUAGGGCUUGUGUGGUAGCUGCAGUGUGCCAGGGAGAUGGGAGAAGUCAGGAUGUCGCUUGAAGAACGUGGCAGCGGCUAUGAGAAUCCAGCGUUAGAGCUGACGGAAUCUGAGGGAAAUCCUGAGACAACAGAGAACCAUCUCAGUGCUGCGGUCCAGGAAGAAAAACACACACAGCACACCCCUUUCCAGAAGUUGAAGAAAGCAGCUCAGCCAAUUUCCAAAGCAAGAGAGUUUUGCAAGGCUCAUGUCAAGAUACUCCGCAAGAUCUUCUUUGGUCUCCUGGCUGCAGCUUACCUGGCCUACUUCAUCGCAGCCUGUUGGCUGGACUUCCAAAGAGCCUUGGCUUUGGUCGUUCUAACCUGCCUGGGAGUCCUUCUCGGGCUCUACAGCCUGGUAAAGAAAUGGCGGGGAGCAGCAAUGGCCCGGAUGUUAAGCCCUGUUGGAAAAUGCUUCCGGGGCUCCUGGUCCUGGCUGAAAUGGGUGCUUUGUGUGAUUAUUUUGAUCGGCCUGGUUACGUGGCUGGUUCUUGACAUAUCCCAAAGGCGGGAGCAGUUGGUGUCAUUGGGCGGAUUUUGCACGUUGAUUCUGGUGCUCUUUGCUGGCUCCAAACACCACAGGGUUGUGUCUUGGAGGGCCGUAUUCUGGGGGCUUGGCCUGGAGUUCCUCCUCGGACUCUUUAUCAUCCGGACAGAGCCUGGCUUUCAGGCUUUCCAGUGGCUUGGUGAACAGAUCCAGACCUUCCUGAAUUACACCACGGCUGGUUCCAGAUUCGUCUUUGGAGACCAACUGAUUCAAAACGUUUUUGCCUUCCAGGCUUUGCCCAUCGUCAUCUUCUUCAGCUCUGUGAUGUCCGUUCUUUACUACCUGGGAGUCAUGCAGUGGGUGAUCCUGAAGUUGUCUUGGAUCCUGCAAUUCACCAUGGGAACAGCAGCCACAGAGUCACUGAGUGUGGUGGGAAAUAUAUUUGUCGGGAUGACGGAGGCACCCCUGCUGAUUCGCCCUUACUUGAUGGAUAUGACCAAGUCAGAAGUCCAUGCCGUGAUGACCGGUGGAUUCGCCACUAUAGCUGGCAGCGUGUUGGGAGCCUACAUUUCGUUUGGAAUUGAUGCCUCGUCUUUGAUCGCAGCUUCAGUGAUGGCCGCACCCUGUGCUUUGGCAAUGGCUAAACUUGUCUACCCAGAAGUGGAAGAGUCCAAGUUCCGGAGCCGUGAGGGUGUGAAAAUUGCCUGUGGGGCAGAGCAGAAUAUUCUGGAAGCUAUCGGCAAUGGUGCUUCAGUUUCUAUAGGUCUGGUGGCUAAUAUUACAGCCAACCUCAUUGCCUUCCUGGCAAUGCUGGAGUUCAUCAACGCCACACUCGCUUGGUUGGGGAACAUGGUCAACGUUGAGGGACUCUCCUUCCAGUUGAUUUGCUCCUAUGUACUGAUGCCCCUGGCAUUCUUGUUAGGGGCCAGUUGGGACGAUGCACGCCUAGUCGCCGAGAUGCUGGGAAUCAAGUUUUUCUUGAACGAGUUUGUGGCCUACCAGCAGCUGUCAACUUACAAACAGCAACGACUAGAUGGCUGGCCCGAGUGGAACGGGUCACAAAAGCAGUGGAUUUCUGUGAGAGCUGAAACCAUCACCACUUUUGCUCUGUGUGGAUUCGCUAACUUGAGCUCCAUUGGGAUCAUGCUGGGUGGCUUGUCAUCCCUGGCACCACAGCGCAAGAGCGAGUUUUCUAGUAUCGUCCUCAGGGCUUUGUUCACCGGAGCCUGUGUCUCCCUGAUGAAUGCGUGCAUUGCAGGUAUCCUGUAUGUGCCCAGAGGAGAAGUGACAGAUUGCUUGAGUUUCUUCAACACUACAGACCUCAGCUCUACCAGUUACCCCAUGUAUGUUUGCUGCACUGACUUGUUUGGCAGCACAACUGGCACCAAUGCGUCUCUUUCUUUCACUGACGUAUGGGGAAAUCAGGAUGUCAACAUUACAAGGAUGUACCUCGGGCAAUGCUGUCAUUACUAUAACGCCACAGCCUGUGCCGCGCCGUAAGUGCCAAGGAAUUGCUCGGGCCCACAUGAGGAAGGUGUCUCACUGUGGGCUUGCCAGCAUGAAGGACAGAAUAGCCCAAAUAAUAAAGUUUGUUUUUAUACUGGGAAA